ACAGCCGGCUCACAGUUAUCCAGCUCGGUUCGAUUUUUGCAUUAAUUUUAUGUAUGACGUCGAACAAACCAAAAUGCAAGUAUUUUUUUGGAUUCCGUGCCGCCGUUUUUUCUAUUUCCAUUAUCAUUUUUUUGCUCUUAAUUGCCAAAAUAAAAACUGCUUUAAUUAUCCAACGUGAAAAACGCACUUUAUCUUUUAAAAAUCACAAUUUAACAAUGUCGUGGAUGUGUUCUGGAACAACCAAUAUCGAGCUGGUCAAAAAUUUGGCCCAAGCAAAAAUUAUAUCAUGCAAGCGCGUCAUCUCUGCAAUGCGUACAGUCGACCGUGCGCAUUUUGCCAACCAGCAUCCAUACGAGGAUGCGCCGCAAUGCAUUGGCUUUGGCGCUACAAUUUCGGCGCCGCACAUGCACGGCUACGCGCUUGAAAAUCUCAACCAGUAUUUGCGCCCUGGGAUGAACGCCCUGGAUGUGGGCAGUGGAUCGGGAUACCUCACUGCGUGCAUGGCAGAAAUGGUUGGUGCAUCAGGUCAUGUUGUUGGUAUUGACCACGCACCCGGCCUGGUGAGUCAUUCGAAGGCUGCUAUGGAAAGACACUACCCAGAGUGGAUUCAAAAUGGGCGUGUGCAUUUGGUCGUGGGUGACGGCCGCAAGGGCUAUGCGCCCAUGGCACCUUAUGAUUGCAUUCAUGUUGGCGCAGCCGCACCUGAAGAGCCGACUGAUCUUUUGUCACAGCUGAAAUCGCCAGGCCGUAUGUUUGUCCCAGUUGGCACCAGCGAGCAGUACAUUGUCGUUUACGACAAAGAUACCAAUGGCAACGUGGCUCGGCGCCAAAUAAUGGGUGUAAGAUAUGUCCCGCUAACUGAUCUGGAAAAACAAUACUCGGCGUAAAAAUAUGGUCGUUGCCAAAAUAUAAAUAUUCAAUUAAAUUAUUUGUUGAAAAUAUAUAUAUGAUCUUUACAACAAAAGUAGUAAUGAGGUUAAUUAGUAGAAAGUAGAGUGCACGCGGACCACAGUUCUGGUAAUGACGACAGGGUUGGCGCACUUGUUAACAGGCGCGGAAGACAUAGUGGAGUACAGGUCCUCGGUCGACGACUCGGUGGAGUACUGAUCAACAGUCGACGACUCGGUGGAGUACUGAUCGGCAGUCGACGACUCGGUGGAGUACAGGUCCUCGGUCGACGACUCAGUGGAGUACUGAUCGGCAGUCGACGACUCGGUGGAGUACAGGUCCUCGGUCGACGACUCGGUGGAGUACUGAUCAAC
This is a messenger RNA of Kickxella alabastrina, 1262 nucleotides long. RefSeq names its product protein-L-isoaspartate O-methyltransferase 1, isoform CRA_c. Gene Ontology annotation, molecular function: protein-L-isoaspartate (D-aspartate) O-methyltransferase activity. Bases 54 to 887 code for a protein of 277 amino acids. NCBI's taxonomy places the organism in Eukaryota, Fungi, Kickxellomycota, Kickxellomycetes, Kickxellales, Kickxellaceae. Gene Ontology annotation, cellular component: cytoplasm. The transcript is spliced from 2 exons. The record is from RefSeq and is a predicted model, not a curated record. Gene Ontology annotation, biological process: protein modification process.